UUUUUUUUUUUUUUUGUGUCGCUUUUGGCGCAGGCUGUUGCAUGUAAGCGCGUGGCAUUUUGGCGCUUUUCUUGAAUGUGGUAUAAGAGGAAAUUGUGAGAGCGUUGGUUCCUCCAGGGUUCUUCGACUCGCUUCUGGUCCUUCUUUCUCUCUCUCUCUCUUCUUUAUCCUCUUCAACCCACAAUAUAACAUACAACUACUACGCCAUACAUCAUCCUCCUACACCCAACCAUGUCGUCGACUCAGUGCCCCAGCGGCAACUCUGACCUCUACGGCGUCGGCGUCCGCGUUGGUCUCUACGCCCAAUGGGUCGCAACCCUCCUCGUCACCGUCUUCGACCCCAAGACGGAGAGCACAUACCGCAUCGCCAACCUCAUCAUCCAGUGGUCCAUCUUCCUGGGCCUCUGCACGCAGUCCAGCCAGGGGGACCCCGUCGUCGGCGCCAUCAUCACGCAGUACCUGCUCUUCGGCUCUCUCUCCAGCGUGACGGGCGACGGCAUCAAGCACUUUAGCCACUUUUCGGGCAUUUUCCGCAUCGUCUUCUACACGGCCGUGUCUGCGUACGGCUGCUGGUUCUGGUACGAGGGGAUAGACGAUAUGUUCAUCCCGGGGUGCGCUGAUGUUGCCUUCUUCGGGGGUGUGACUAUCCACGGAUGGUUCCGCACUCUCGGAAAGGUCGUUUCCGUCCUGGGAGUUGUGAUCUGCGUCGGUCUAGUCUUUUACAGCGUCUAUGCGACCAAGAAGAGACUUAACAAGGGCUUUCGGGAAGGGUUUGGGCGCAGAGAAAAAGUUCGCCCGCGAGUCGAGUUGGUACUGCUGGUGCUCUCGAUGGGCUUGAUCGGCGUGUCCAUCUCCUUGGUGGAGUAUCUCAUCCAGAAGAACGAGAUUGAUGGAGUGGGGAGGAAAGAAAUCGGCACGGUUGGCCAACUGAUUCCGCUGUUGGCUGGCGGGUUGGGAUGCGCAAUGAGUGUUUGGAAGAUUCUGGUCCACCGUCUAUUUUUGAAGAAGAGAUGCUGGUUCCUGUUUGGGUACCAUCUUUGAAUGGUUUGCCUUCUCUUUACACCACCAUGUCCUAUUUUUCUUCUCUUCUCUUUUUUUUUUCUUUUCACAGCUUGCUUUUGUUACGGACAAUCAAUGAUAAGAUACCAAUUUUGGGUUGGGCGUUUUUGAAUACAGGUAGAGAAGAGCGACAUGGACACUGUCACGAUGGUUUACGCAUACAUAGCAUUCGACUUAGUGUAUUUCUCUUAAAGAAUAGAUCAGUCAUUGCAUUCCAAAG
Messenger RNA from Trichoderma asperellum CBS 433.97, 1279 nucleotides. RefSeq lists its product as uncharacterized. The record is from RefSeq and is a predicted model, not a curated record. NCBI's taxonomy places the organism in Eukaryota, Fungi, Ascomycota, Sordariomycetes, Hypocreales, Hypocreaceae.